Messenger RNA from Alternaria rosae, 1890 nucleotides. RefSeq names its product metallopeptidase. Bases 1 to 1890 code for a protein of 629 amino acids. NCBI's taxonomy places the organism in Eukaryota, Fungi, Ascomycota, Dothideomycetes, Pleosporales, Pleosporaceae. The record is from RefSeq and is a predicted model, not a curated record. The transcript has 2 exons. Gene Ontology annotation, cellular component: cytoplasm.
AUGGUCGCCGCAGAUUCACCAUGCCUCAUCGAUUGUCCACCCUCAAAGGCCGCCGGAAUUUCUUCGGCGCACUCAGACCUUGACGCAGCCAUCGCCAAGCUCCGCAUGACGGCUUACAUGUGGCAAGCUAUGACCGCAGAAGACUUGAGGCUGCAAGGUGCUGAGCGUCGAUCAUUCAGGUUGGAUGAGGAGUGGACAGCGGACACGAUCAGUCGUGACUUCCUCCAUGCGCGAGUUGAAGAGGCUCUCGAUAGCGAAGGUGCCAUGCGAUCGACUGCCAAGGUCAACAUUAUUCGUUCUACCAGGACCGUUAAGGAAAUCCGCAAUAAAGAGGUCGCACAACAAAACCCUACCGCACGUCGUGACAACGACUUGUUCGACUGGUUUCUGGAUGCGCUCAAGGAGCAAGGAGGCCCCUUCGCCUCCGAUGCCCGACCCAUCGUUGCUGGAUUGAUCUUGGACUCUCACUACAGCGUCUCGCAGAAGCUGAUCCUCGGACACGCAGCUCUGGGUUGCCACAACCCCGACGGAGUCUCACUGGGUAUGUUUGGUAGCCAUCUGACCUACUCCUGGCCGCGCUUCUUGGAAGAAGUCACAGGCUGUCUCACAGACGUCCGUGCACCUGGAGACAAAGUAGGCAAUGACAACGGCCAGUGCAACACCAUGUGGGAAGCAUGCGCCAUCGGCCAAGGCGCUUUCCUCCAUGAAAUCGGUCACGCAUUCGGAUCGCCUCAUCGCUCUGGAAUCAUGGAGCGUGGAUAUGCCCAAGACUGGCCCAAGAACUUCCUCCCCAAGACCGCGUACUCUGGCCACCUCAAAACAGAAGGCAUGCUCGUGGAUUCUCAUAACACACCUAACAAGGCUUGUUGGAAUCUAGCUGAUGCGCUCUCGUUCCGCAUGCUGCCUCACUUCCGCCUGCCCUUCGACCCCAUAAUCAGCGUCGAAGAGCGACAUGCUUCGCCCGAGGCCUACGCUGAGCACACAGAUGAUGAAGGCCCGAAAAAACUCGUCAUCAGCUCAAGCAGCGGCAUCGCACGCUUCACCUUCGACCACACGGAGACAUCCCAUCCCCCCGGCUGGACCCACAACGCACCGAAGCGCAUCGAGUACACAGAAUCCUUUCUUGAAGAGCGCUUCGACCGAUCCCAAUCCCUACAUCUCAACAUCCUCGCCUACAAUGGUAAGGAAACCAACAUCGGUAAUGUGUGGAAACUCCUCGCAAGCAGAACCUUCAUCCGCAUCCCAGGCUCCGAUAUCCGACUGGCGAAGCGCCUAGUCUUCCCCGAUGAGUCCGAUACUCGUAGAUACGAAUGGGCGCAGCUCCUCCAUGAGAAGGGCAAGGAUGGAAACCUGCACCGUGCCGUUUCUAUCGAUCUAAGGGUCGGAUGUUUAUGGGAUGGCGGCGUGGUGAAGUAUGCAGAUGGUCACACGAGUCACUGGGGACCUAUGCGUACAUACGGCCGCAAACACCAGUUCGGCGGCCAUGCUUCCCAGAAGUUACGCCUUCCCAAGGGGGUGGAAAUCAGUUCCGUCGAAGUCGUUCCUAGGGAUGGUGUUAGGGUUCAUCUCAGCGAUGGCACGAGCGCGGGCGAGCUCAACGCGAGACAUAACUCGGAUAUUGUGAGGCUGACGCCCAGCCCCGAUGAGAUUGUCGUGGGAUUCUAUGGUAAGAGUGAGAGGGGAGGAGGCUUUUGCGGCGUUGAAGAGUUUGGAAUCAUCACUGUAAAGAGGGAUGUGGGGAUUGCGGGGUUGCCGGAUAGUGUGUGGGAUAUGGAUGAGUUGAAGAAUACGAGUGGUAUGGAGGGGGAUGACGAUGAUGAGCAGGAAGAAGACCGGGAUGACGAUGACGACGAUGAAGACGAAGAGAUGGACUACGACGAUGACGAGUGA